Nelumbo nucifera (sacred lotus) is the source of this 2876-nucleotide messenger RNA. RefSeq names its product sucrose synthase. The record is from RefSeq and is a predicted model, not a curated record. NCBI's taxonomy places the organism in Eukaryota, Viridiplantae, Streptophyta, Magnoliopsida, Proteales, Nelumbonaceae. Gene Ontology annotation, molecular function: sucrose synthase activity. Gene Ontology annotation, biological process: sucrose metabolic process.
ACUACAACUACUAUAUAAGGCUGUCUAGUUUUCAUCUUUCUUCCAUUCCAGUUCGUUCAUUCCGUUCUCUCUAUUCGUUCGUUUUGCUAUUUCAAGCCUCCGUUUCUUUUCCCCUCUCUGUUUCUCUUCUUGUUUUUUCAAGUUAAUCCAUGGCGGAACGUGCACUGGCUCGUGUUCAUAGCCUUCGGGAGCGUUUGGGCGAAACCCUGUCUGCUCAUCGCAACGAAUUGUUGCACCUCUUGUCAAGGAUCGAAUACCACGGCAAAGGAAUUUUGCAGCCUCAUCAUCUGUUGGAGGAGUUGGGAGCGAUUUCCGAAGGGGACAGACAAAAACUACUUGAUGGUGUGUUUGGAGAUGUCAUAAGAUCCACACAGGAAAUAAUAGUUUUACCUCCAUGGGUUGCUCUGGCUGUGCGCCCAAGGCCUGGUGUCUGGGAUUACAUCCGUGUGAACGUCAAUGCUCUUGCUGUGGAGGAGUUGACUGUGGCUGAAUAUUUGCAGUUCAAGGAAGAUCUUGUCAAUGGAAGCCCCAAGGACAAUUUUGUGCUCGAGUUGGAUUUGGAGCCCUUCAAUGCUUCCUUUCCCAAGCCCACUCUUUCCAAAUCCAUCGGAAAUGGUGUGGAGUUCCUCAACCGGCACCUUUCUGCUAAGCUGUUUCAUGACAAAGAUAGCUUGCACCCACUUCUUGAUUUCCUCCGAGUCCACCAUUACAGGGGGAAGACAAUGAUGCUGAACGACAGAAUCCAGAACCUCAAUACUCUCCAGUCUGUUUUGAGGAAGGCAGAAGAAUAUCUCUCCACAGUUCCUCCAGAUACGCCAUAUUCAGAGUUUGAUCACAGGUUCCAGGAGCUUGGUCUGGAGAAGGGGUGGGGUGACACUGCUGAGCGUGUAUUGGAGAUGAUAAAUCUUCUGUUGGACCUUCUUGAGGCACCUGAUCCAUGUACCCUUGAGAAAUUUCUUGGGAAAAUCCCUAUGGUCUUCAAUGUUGUAAUCCUUUCACCCCAUGGUUACUUUGCCCAGAACAACGUUCUGGGAUACCCUGACACUGGAGGCCAGGUCGUGUAUAUUUUGGAUCAAGUUCGUGCCUUGGAGAGUGAGAUGCUUCAACGCAUAAAGCAGCAAGGACUUGAUAUAGUCCCUCGAAUUCUCAUUGUGACUCGACUGCUGCCUGAUGCAGUAGGAACUACUUGUGGCCAACGCCUUGAGAAAGUCUUUGGAACAGAGCACUGUAGUAUUCUCCGAGUUCCCUUUAGGACUGAGAAAGGAAUUGUCCGUAAAUGGAUCUCACGUUUUGAAGUGUGGCCAUACUUGGAGACAUAUACCGAGGACGUUGCAAAUGAAAUUGCUGGCGAGUUACAGGCCAAGCCAGAUUUGAUCAUUGGAAACUACAGUGAUGGAAACCUCGUUGCAUCUUUGCUAGCACACAAGUUAGGAGUAACACAGUGCACCAUUGCACAUGCGCUUGAGAAAACAAAGUAUCCCGACUCAGAUAUAUAUUGGAAAAAUUUGGAUGACAAAUACCACUUCUCCUGCCAGUUCACAGCUGAUCUAUUCGCAAUGAACCAUACAGAUUUUAUUAUCACCAGCACAUUCCAGGAGAUUGCUGGAAGCAAGGACACUGUUGGGCAGUAUGAGAGUCACACUGCUUUUACCCUUCCUGGGCUUUACCGGGUUGUUCAUGGUAUUGAUGUCUUUGAUCCUAAAUUCAAUAUAGUCUCACCUGGAGCUGAUAUGAGCAUCUACUUCCCCUACACUGAAGAGGAAAAUCGAUUGACAUCUCUUCACCCAGAAAUUGAGGAGCUGCUUUACAGUAAAGUUGAAAAUGAAGAACACCUAUGUGUACUGAACGACCGAAGCAAGCCGAUCAUCUUCUCAAUGGCAAGGUUGGACCGCGUGAAGAACAUGACAGGAUUGGUUGAAUGGUAUGGUAAGAAUACUCGACUUAGGGAGUUGGUUAACCUUGUUGUGGUGGCUGGUGACCGGAGGAAGGAAUCAAAGGACAAUGAGGAGAAAGAAGAAAUGAAGAAGAUGUAUGGGCUUAUUGAGAAAUACAAAUUGAAUGGCCAAUUCCGAUGGAUUUCUUCCCAGAUGAACCGUGUGCGAAACGGGGAACUCUACCGCUACAUUGCAGACACAAAAGGUGCUUUUGUACAGCCUGCAUUCUAUGAGGCUUUUGGGUUGACAGUUGUUGAAGCCAUGACCUGUGGCUUACCCACAUUUGCAACCUGUCAUGGUGGUCCAGCUGAAAUCAUAGUUCAUGGGAAAUCUGGUUUCCACAUUGAUCCCUACCAAGGCGAUCGCGCAGCAGAACUGCUUGUACACUUCUUUGAGAAGUGUAAGGAAGACCCAAGCCAUUGGGAGAAGAUCUCUCAAGGCGGCCUGAAGCGUAUCCAUGAAAAGUAUACAUGGCAGAUCUAUUCUGAGAGGUUGAUGACUUUGUCCGGAGUAUAUGGCUUUUGGAAGUAUGUCUCCAAGCUUGAGCGCCGUGAGACCCGGAGAUAUCUUGAGAUGUUUUAUGCUCUCAAGUAUCGUAAGCUGGCACAGAUGGUUCCCCUGGCCGUUGAUGAGUAGACCACAAGAGUGGAAUCAGGUGGGAAGCAAGUGGGUUGUCGUUUUGGAUGGAGUACAAGCGGUUGUGUGAGAUUGCAGGGGAAAAAGUUUAAAGUAUUUUUCAAUUUUCUUUUUUUGCUUUUUUUUUUCUGCCAAAUGAAAUUUGUAUUUCAUAACAAAUUGUAGUAGUGCAUUUAUCUCCUUUUUCUUUCUUUCUUUUUCUUUUUUUUAAUUCUCAAUUUCUUCCCCUGCUGAGUGAACAAGUGUAGAAUGUUGGUGUAAUAAAAUCUCUAUUUCCAAAUUCCAAUUUUAACCGUCUUCAUCCUC